Saitoella complicata NRRL Y-17804 is the source of this 1341-nucleotide messenger RNA. RefSeq names its product SURF6-domain-containing protein. Lineage: Eukaryota; Fungi; Ascomycota; Saitoellomycetes; Saitoellales; Saitoellaceae. Gene Ontology annotation, biological process: ribosomal small subunit biogenesis; ribosomal large subunit biogenesis. Gene Ontology annotation, cellular component: nucleolus. The transcript has 4 exons. The record is from RefSeq and is a predicted model, not a curated record. Gene Ontology annotation, molecular function: RNA binding; DNA binding. Bases 1 to 1341 code for a protein of 446 amino acids.
AUGGGUAACGAACUCGAGGACAGACUCAAAGCACACAACAACGCCUUUGAGGGGCUCUUGUCGCUCAUUCCGUCGAAGUACUAUCACGCUGAGGAUUCUUCGUCGCAAUGGAACAAGCGCAAGCAGAGCAAGGAGGAGGCUAAGAAGGCGAAGAGGGCGAAGUUGGAUCCGGAGACCACCAUAUUCUCGGCCGCCGACACUCAAGCAAAGAAGGCCGCUGAAGCCGCCAAGGAGGCGGAGCAGAAGGACGCGACUACUGAAGCACCGGCCACACCCGCACCCUCUAAGGGCAAGAAGGAGCCUGCGUCAUAUCAGAAGAAGGCGAAGAAUGAGCACGCAACUCCGGUUCAGAACGGAUUCGCCAUGAAGAACGCUGCUAAGAAGCAGCAGAAUGGCGAGGAGAAGAAGGUUGAGGAGAUCCCGUCAAAGCCCGAGGCCGGAGAGGAUGGCUGGGAGACCGACCCUCAAACACCAAACAAGGACAGCAAGAAGCGCAAGAUCGCCAACGGAUCCGUAUCAACUACUGAAUCAACACAGCAAUCACAGGAAGCACAGACUCCGGCAAAUAUAUCCGAACUGAAAGCGAAACUGGCGGCAAAGAUUGAGGCUCUGCGUGCCAAGAGGAAGGCUCCUGGAACCGGCGUUGAGGGUGCUGCUACAUCGAGAACAGCCAUGAUCGAAGCUCGCAAAAUGAAAACCGACGCUCGCAAGGAGAGGAAGAAGGCUGUCAUUGCUGAGAAGCGCAAGUCUGGAGUCACGGUGAAGGACGAGUCUGAUUCGGACGAGGAGAUGGAGGAUGUUGCGCCAAGACCGUUAUCUCUGGGUGUGAAUUCUGACAGUGUUGCGUUUACGCGUGUCCAAUUUCAGGAUGGCGAGGAGCUUGAUAUGGAGACUGGUGAUGCGCGUGGGAAGAGGAAGAGGAAGGGGCCUCAGGACGCAUAUGGUGCUCUGAAGAGUAUUCAGGCGAAGAAGGCGAGGCUCGCGGAGAUGGAUGAGGACAAGGCACAAAAUAUCCAUGAGUCCGACACGUGGCGCCGUGCCAUUCUCCAGUCACAAGGAGAGAAGGUUCGCGAUAACGAAGCCUUGCUGAAGAAGACGGUCAAGCGUGUCGAGAAAGAGAAGAAGAAGUCGGAGAAGGAGUGGCAGGAGCGUCUGGCAAACGUGAGGAAGACGCAGCUUGCACGACAGAAGAAGCGUGAGGAGAACUUGAAGGCAAGGGUAGCAGGAAGUAAGAAGGGACAGAAGAAGGCUGCGGCGCUGGGUAUCAAGCCUGCACCGAAGAAGAAGCGGCCUGGAUUCGAGGGCACCAUGAGGAGUGGAGGGAAGAAAGGCAAGAAAUAG